This is a messenger RNA of Maylandia zebra (zebra mbuna), 736 nucleotides long. It is a transcript of the gene snrpd2, whose product is annotated as small nuclear ribonucleoprotein D2 polypeptide. The record is from RefSeq and is a predicted model, not a curated record. Gene Ontology annotation, biological process: RNA splicing. Gene Ontology annotation, cellular component: small nuclear ribonucleoprotein complex. Lineage: Eukaryota; Metazoa; Chordata; Actinopteri; Cichliformes; Cichlidae. Gene Ontology annotation, molecular function: RNA binding.
CUUCAAACGACCCGGAAGUAGUUUGAUCCACGCGAGCCCAACGGAAUCGUUGCAGAGCGAGCUGAAAACGACCGAAUUGUUACAGAGUGAGCUGAAAACGACCUAAAGAAACCAUGAGCCUCUUAACAAAGCCCAAGUCAGAGAUGACCCCUGAAGAGCUUCAGAAGCGAGAGGAGGAGGAGUUCAACACCGGCCCCCUCUCAGUCCUCACCCAGUCAGUGAAGAACAACACGCAGGUCCUCAUAAACUGUCGCAACAAUAAGAAGCUGCUCGGAAGAGUUAAGGCUUUUGACAGGCAUUGCAACAUGGUCUUGGAGAACGUGAAGGAGAUGUGGACAGAAGUUCCGAAGAGCGGGAAGGGAAAGAAGAAGUCGAAGCCCGUAAAUAAGGACCGCUACAUUUCUAAAAUGUUCCUCAGGGGGGAUUCUGUCAUCGUGGUGCUGAGAAAUCCUCUGAUCACAGGAAAAUGAACUCUCUGAACCGCUCACCUAUUCUUUUUUUUUUUUUUUUCUUACACUUUCUCAAGGCAAUUGAUUGUAGUUGCCGUAACCUUAUUUGUUUUGAUUUUGAUGUUGGAUCACUGAAUUCACUAUUAAGACAGAAAACAUGUCAUCAAAAAUAUGUUUCUCCCAUUUGACGGUCAUUUAAAAUGUUAGGCACGAAAGUGACCAAUUUUUUUCUUUGUCUGUGGAGCUUUUCUGUCUUUUUCAUUUUCAUAAUAAAAGUGAUGAAGAGA